Diospyros lotus (date-plum) is the source of this 1433-nucleotide messenger RNA. RefSeq lists its product as uncharacterized. Lineage: Eukaryota; Viridiplantae; Streptophyta; Magnoliopsida; Ericales; Ebenaceae. The record is from RefSeq and is a predicted model, not a curated record. The coding region runs from base 890 to 1225 and encodes 111 amino acids. The transcript has a single exon.
UUGAGUUUGUGGUGUGGAUGUUUUAGCUAGGUUCGUUUCUAUGCCAUUAUGUGACGAUCUUCUCAUGGGUCUCCUAUACUAGCAGGAGCUCCUGGAGACAGGCCGUUACACUGAUAGUGAUUCAUUUAUAUUGGACCUCAACUGAGUUAAAAUCACUUGAAGGAUUCUAUAAUUUCACAGGAUACUAUGUUUGCCAAAAUUUAUAUUUUCAAAAACUUAGAAUACAUGUUUAACUCCAGCAGCUUUUUAUUUCCCGAGAAAAAAGAAAAUGACUCCAGCAGCCUGCAGUUUGACCCAUGUAGGUAGCCUGAGAACUUUGUGGAGAAAAAUAAUCAGAAAAGGAAAUUCUCUGGUAGCAAAAAUCAGAUGAUAAAAUAGAUGGUCAACUAUCAUUUUGAGUUUCUUUUUCUUUUUUGCAAAGAGUUUUUGGGUUACUUUUUUACUUACAAGUGAUUUAACCUAGGGCCAGGAGGUAAUCGUUAUCUUCGUCAAAGUGUUUAAUUGGUAAGUGAUGUUCAAAAUGUUAGGGAUACUUUGAGGAUUCAGCUAGGUUGAUGCUUUUUCCUAUUUUUGGAUUGUUGCUUGUCAUUUGCACCUCUCUAUAUUUUAUUCUUUUUGUCUUUGGACCUGAUCAGUGAGGCACAAUUUUAUACUAUAUUUAUGAUGUUAUAUCAGUUUUGCCAUAAUUUAUUUGAUGUUACAACUUCAUCAUACGCUGGGAAUGACCUUAGAUUGAGGUAUGAAAAAUUCUUGAGUUAAUGUCUGCCUAAAAUACGCCAAACCUGCUUUUCCAAGGGCCUGCAACUUAUAUCUAGAAUGAGCAUACAAAGUACAUCUGCAUGUUUGAAUUUUAAGUCUUACCUUUUUUCUGUUGUGUUGGCAUAUCCUCAUGCAGAUUAUGCAAAGCCGUGAUCCUGAAGUGAGCGAAGACACAGAGAAGAGUUUUGCUGAGCUGAAGCUACGAGAAGUUGAAGCUUUGGAAAGUCAGCAGCGUGCUGACAUGGCACUGCUUGAGGCCAAGAAGAUAACAUCCCAAUAUCAGAAAGAGGCAGACAAAUGCAAUUCCGGGAUGGAAACUUGUGAAGAAACAAGGGAAAAGGCUGAAGCAGCUUUAUCAGCACAAAGGAAACUAACUGCAAUUUGGGAGAUAAGGGCUCGGCAGAGAGGAUGGAAAGGAGUUGCCAAAACUCUCACUCAAUCCCAGGGAAAUGUUCAAGUUGUGUGAAAAGCUGAUGCCUCAAGUAUGCUGUCUUGCGAAUGGGUACACGACACAUUUCUCUAAUUUCCAUGUCUGACCGCGAAGCGGGAUGAAGUUUUUAUGAAUUUGAUCAACAAGGUUGAACUAUUUGAUCCAUUCUGAUUAAUUUUAAGUGUUGAAGUAUCAAUUUGUUUCUUGGCUUUCAACAUGGCCAUUUAUCAGCAAACCAUUGCCC